UGAGGGUGUGUACAUGUGUGUGUAAAUAGGUCAUUACAAAGACCUGCAGCUUUGAUACUAAAAGAACGUGAACGAGACAGAGACAGUAAAAAUGUAACAUGUUUGCUAUGCAUUUUCAAGCAGAGAGCACAAAAGAGAUAUUUUUAUAAAGACCUGGGUGAAAACAUCUGUCUGAAUAAUAGACACAGACAAACACUGAUGUGCAGAAAACCUGAAGAAACACGGAAGUAUUUGUUCAGGAGGGUGGACGAUCAGAUCUGCAGAGCAAAAAACUAGAAGCUACUUGGAACAAGGACAGAGAACAAAGACCUGAAGACCCUUAUCAGCUGAUUGUGCACUUCCACAUAAGACUUGCUGACAGUUAACAAUGACUACUCAAGCACAAAUUAAAAAACUGCUGAAAGAUUACCUGGACGAGCUAAAUGAAACCGAGCUAAGAUCCUUUCAGUGGUACUUGCCCUUGAAUGAGACAAAGGGAUGCCGAAUUAUCAAGACAUCUCAUCUGGAGAAUGCUACCAGAGAGAAAACUGUGGACAAGUUGGUCCAGGUUUAUGGGGAAGAUGAUGCUGUAAAGGUUGCAAUUGACAAUUUCAGUAGCAUUAAGCGCAACGACCUGGCAAAAGAGUUAACUGAAGCAACUCUCAAAGAGGAAGAGCUGAGUGAUGAAGAGGCAAGUGGUGAAGAUUCGACUGAUGAGGAAUCACAACAUGAAGAGGCAAGUGAUGAAGAGUCAAGAGAUGAAGAAGCAAGUGGUGAAGAGUCACGAGAUGAAGAGUGGAGUGAUGAAGAGUCAAGUGAUGAAGAGUGGAGUGAUGAAGAGCCAGUGGUCAAAAAGAGAAGAAGACUCCAGUACUGAAAACACAAGCGUCUGUAUUUUCACUGAGACACUGAUGCUUCAGCGUGGCCACAGCUUCUGUAAGGACUUUUUAGAAAAGUGCUGGAGGUGGAAAAAAUCUAGGAAAUGUCUAUUAGCAAGUCAUCUACAACCCUGAACCUCCACUUAUUUUUGAAACUGUCUUUUCCUCUGGACCAACUGACCACUUGGAAAAACUGUUUUCUUAUUUCUGUCUGUCUGUAAUUUUUUGUAAUUUGCAGAUGUUACUUGGUUUGACAUGCUUGAGUCACUUGUAAGAACUGCCACUGACACAAUUGUAGGAAAUUCAGAUUUAUUUGUUUUAAAAUGUUAUAUGGUACAAAAAAUUAAAAAGUGCUAAGUCUGCCAAAGAGUAAUUUCCCUGUAUAGAAAAAAUAAAGUAAAAUAUGUUGUGGAUGUUUCUGUUAAACUGACUUUUAACACACAUAAUGCUCACAGAAGUAGAGGACAAGAAAUCCCUC
Messenger RNA from Oreochromis aureus, 1335 nucleotides. Its product is annotated as caspase b-like. The transcript has 3 exons. The record is from RefSeq and is a predicted model, not a curated record. The coding region runs from base 368 to 856 and encodes 162 amino acids. NCBI's taxonomy places the organism in Eukaryota, Metazoa, Chordata, Actinopteri, Cichliformes, Cichlidae.